GCGUGCAGGGGCCUGCGCUGCCUCCAGUAGGCCUGGCGCCCAGAGCCAGUAUUGCCAGCUGCUGCAGUUUGCCCAUGGAGACAGAGGAAUGCCUCCGGUUCAUGCACUUGGACGUGGAGGCCCCGAAGGCGACGCCAAUUCCACGAUAUUCCGGAACCCUGGCUCGUCCCUCGGCCUGCUCCGUGCGCACGGCGCCGGAAAUGCUGCCAGCUCCCUUGCAGGCCCUUUGGGAUGGCGCUCCCCGGAGCGGCCAGGUAGUGCAAAUGCGGCCUCCCAGAGGAGUGAAUGGGAGCGAGCCGGUAGGGGUGGAGCUGAGCCGUGCUGGGCGCUACCCGAAGUGGGCCGAAUCCAGCCGAGCCAGACCUAGCGAGCGAGAAGAGGACCAGCGAGAGGGGCCGCUGUCAGCGGAACCUAGCGGAACCGAAGGAGUGGACCGAGGUGGAGCCGAACUGGGCCGAACACAUGGGCCGCGAGGGUCAGGAGGAACCGAGGGGAGCCAAGGGGAGCCGAAUGGCUGAUCGGAGCGGGUCUGGAGGAGCCGAACGUCCUGGGCGACGUGGGUCUCGGGGCUGCCGAGCGGAGAGGAGUGGAGCCAGAAGACUUUGGACACAAAUGAAGAAAAAACUAGAGAGGGGGCCCCCUCGGCUCCCAGCUGUGUUGGUCUUCAGCUUUCGUGAGCUUGUUCCUGGUGCAGAGUGGACUCUGGAAAGAAACUGCCCGACUAUGCAGAUGAAGUCGUCGAAGGACCAGAGAGCAAGACUCAGUCACUGCUUAGUGCCCAGCAGGUAGCGACCAACUGACUAGCUGUGUCUCCCAGUUCCCUUCUUGCCCAAGCACUGAACCAAGGCCGGGGAGACGACGCAGUUAUGGAGGUCUGUGGCUUUUCCACUCUGGAACUCACACAGUGACCUGGGACUCCCGGCUGCAGCCCGAGACCAAGAAGAACCCGGCGGCUGCUGGGUCUCGGGUCCAGGGUCCUGCAGACUUGGUCUGUGCCUGCUCCCAGCUCUCCUGGUUUCCUGCUUGGCAGACGGCCGCCCCUGGGACUUGGCAGCUGCCGUCACAGGUGAGCCCUACCCAUGACAGACCCCUUCUGUGGCACCACUCUCUUGCGCCGUGUGUUUGGCUCCCGGGGAACCAUGGCUGGACCGGAUUCUGAAUCCUCUGGGGACCUUGCUGGGCACACAUGUGCCAGAGAGGCGGGGCUGGGGUUUCUGUGGUUCUGGAGUCUCCCAGGUGGGUGGGGGCGAGGACCUCAGUCAGGCGUCCUCAGAGCCUCUGUGGAUCCCUGCUCUUGACCGUGAGAACCAAGAGGGCCCACGUGGCUGUGUGGACAGAGACCGGGAGCUGCCCCUUGCACAGCCAGCUGUACAUUAACAGGGCCAUGGUAGUGGGAGGCUCCUCCCACAUCCCUCUGGGAUUAGAACCACCUGCUGGCUGGAAGCCACGGAGUCCUGGGUAUCACCAUAAACAGAAGCAGGUGUUAAAUAUCAGGAAUAUUUUAUAUUGACUUGCCUGGGUCCCAGGAAAGGUUAAGCUUGGGCCUUGUUUAGUGUGGAGGAUUUCAUGGGUGUGAGUUGGGGCACAGCUAGGUUCAGGCCUGGGGCUCUGGGUGUCCUCUAGGGGUAGGGGUGCAGGACCUCUGAUUAGGCCCCCAGGUUGUUUCUGCCUUGAUACAGCCCUGUCCACAUGGAAACCCACACGUGGACUUGGGGAGGUCUCAGGAGAACAGGUGCCUGCCGGGUUCAAGGUCCAGUCCAGAACAAGGGAAGGCCCCGGAGUGAGCUCUGGGCUGAGCUGGUGGCCCGGGUGCUUGUGACUCCUCAACCCAGUGCUGGCAGGAGGGGCCAGGGCCACGGGCAGAAGAGAGAUGGAGGGAGAAGGGGCUUCCUGGGGGCCCUGUGGGUUCUGACGGAGGAGUGUGGUCCCACCCUAGCAGGCUGCAGCUCCCCCAGGGUGGGAGCAGACACAGCACCGCCCUGGCUGACUCUGCCCCCACCCCACCCCCGGGUCCUCAUCUCCAGAGGGGCAGCCCCGGCCUCUGCCAGCACCUGCUCCUGUGUGCAGGAAACUGCUCAGCGCAGGAACACCUGGGCCUGAGGCGUCCGUGACCAGGAGUGGGGAGCCCAGCACCCGGAGUCCAAGUGCCUGUGAGGGCUCGGGGAAUCUGGAAAGGAGCACGGGGGCUGUCACGUUCAUGGGGGUUCCCUGCUUUAUUUCAGCUGGGGGAGGCCCCCAGCAGUCGUGCUCACCACCUGCAGGAAACGCCAGACCCGAGCCGGCCCUGCCAGCGUCGGAUCCUGCAGUCUACAGCGAUGCUGGCCCCUGCAGAGACACGGCCCUGUCCGUCAGUGAGGAGGCGCUGGCAGCACCUCCACCGCUCCUGCGGGUUGGGGUUGGCCCUCCAGCCCUGAGGCACACCUGUGGCUGUGGUGUGGGGGCGUGGCCCAGACCCCCCAGGCCCUGGCCCAUGAGGAGGACAAGGCAGACAGACCCGGUGCUGCACAGCGCCUCCAGGAGCAGAGGAGCAGUGGAUGUGGGUGGGGCACCUCCCGCUGCUCACCACGGAGCCCCCAGGGCAGCUCUGUGCACCCCUGUCACUGCUCAAAGCUCACUCCAAAGGCAGAGCUCAGCCCAGGCAGGCAGCAAGGCUGCAUGGCCCCCAACACGGCCCCACUGCUCUUGAGCCUCAACAGCCAAUGGCCAGUGACAGCUCUGCAGGUGGCAGAACAAGUCUGAGUCAGCGACGGAACCCACAGCAGGUGCACCUGCAGGGACACCACCACCUGCCAUCAGGGUCACCAUCCUGUGACAGCCUGCGGGGACAGACGCUCAGCAGCUGACCUACCACAGGGUGACCGCAGAAGCUGGACUCGCCUGCCCUCGGCAGUGACCUCAUCCCAAGAGGCACAGCCGCCUCUGCCCGUGAGCCCCUCCAGGAGGCUGGAGCAGGGGAAGAACAGGGCCAACCGUGGUCACAGCCCUGGGCACUGACCAGGCCACCAGGGAGGGAUCUGCUGCCACCUCUGCCCCUGGUCUUUGCACCCAGCGAGUUAGAACUUCAGAGUGGGCGUGUGUAAGGGAGGACACUGCACCGUGUCUGUGGUUGGGGGAGAUUGGAGCCCUGGGGCUGUCCCUGUCAGGAGGGUGGCAGACGCUCACUGGCCAUCAGGAGCAGAGUUGGGCCUUCCAGUGGUAAAGGGACUCGGGCGAGGGACGUUGGGCUCCUGGGUCAGGGUUCUGUCCUCACAUCUGGCACCAGGUCUCCAGGCCAUGUCCAUCCCUGAUGUCAGGCCCAAGGGCAUGGGCAGCCCGAAUGCAGGGCCCAAGGCUCAGGGAGGCAGGGUACCAGGCCCCAGGUUGCCCUGGGACCUGGAUGCAUGUGGUGAGCGCCCCCUGCUGGGGCCCUGGAGAGGUGCUGUUGGGCAGUGCUGAGUGCAGGCCCAGGAGGGAGCAGGCACUGCUGAGCUGCCCUUCUUGGCCCCUGCUCUGUGCCUCUCUGUCCUCCCCUGGGGGAGGGCCUGAGCUGAAUUUGGGGCUCUCUCUCCACUUCUCUGUCCUCAGGGGGACCCAGGAGCAGCCAGGCCGGGAGCACCUGACACUCCCUGUGCCCCCUACUGUCCCUCCCACAGGGAACCCCAGUGGUCGCUCGUGGCCAUCUUCCCUUUCCUGGCCUAUGGGCUCCACCCCAGGCUGGGACUCCAGCCUCCCUGGGUGUCCCAUAUUGAUCCCAUAUUGAGCUGACCACCCCCCACACUGGGAAAUGGUGGUGGUCAUCCUGCCUCCCAGGCUGGGGCCAGAAUGAGUGAGGUUAUGGCUGCGAAGCUCCCAGCAGUGGACAAGACCAUAGGGGAGUCCUCAGGGCAGACAGAGGCUGUGCUGGGGGCUCCCCUGAGAUCCGGGACACCAGGACCUGCAGGAGCCCCCUGCAGCCUCUGUAGGAAAAGGACUCCCCACCAGGUUGCACACUGGUAGCCUGUGGGAUGGCCCAGGUCAGUCACGUUUGCUGGGGCUCCUGCUGUGCAGAGUUUGUGGUGCUAACACAGGGACCUUCUCUGUCUCCCUCUCUCUGUCCUUCUCCAUCUGCCUUCGAAUAAAUAAAUAAAUCCCCUUUAAAAAAAAAAAGUGGAGCAGCUGGGACAUGAGCAGACAUUCGUACCGACGCAGACCCCGUGAGCCGUGGCUUUACAGCUCCAUCACAGCACCGCUGACUUGAGUGACAGAACAUUUUAUGUAGCGUCGUGAUGCCAGUGACCUGCACCAUGGUUUGAGGCGAUCAUUCAGGGGAUGAAGAGAAAGCAGUGGAUAUUCUGAGUCUUCAAAAGGCAAAUGUUAUUAAAGAUGUUAAUCCAAGAAUGAAAACGUUUUGAAAUAGCCUACAGGGUUUAAUUUCUCAAAACACUAAUAUCACUCUCUUCAACCCAAGAAAGAACUGUGCAGUCUCACUCAAGUGGAAAGGUUCCUGUGCAAACCAGCAGAGGGCAGCACCGGCUGCGGUUUCCUGCUCUGACAUCAGAAGGCGCCAUUGUGACGUCAUGCCCGCUGCCAACACAAAGCCUUGGCUUGGCCUGGGUUCUGUCAUUUGCCCAGGGAGCGCUGUCCCGGUGACCUGGGGCUGGGAACAGCUGCCUUUGUUUCCUUUCCCUUGUUUGGUUUUUGUUCCUCCUGCUGCUGUUGUUUUGGUCAAAUUUGUUUUUUCUUUUUCCGUUUUGAUUAUUUUUCUUUUUUUUUCUAUUUUGUUUAUUUUGAUUUCCUCCAGCAUUCAUAGUCUUUUUCCCUUUCUUAUUGAUUGUCCUAGGAUAUUUCAUUUCCAUUUGGAUUUUUCUUCACUUUUUUUUUUUUUUUUUUGCUUUCCCCUAGUUUGUGGUUGUUCUUUACAUUUUCUCCCAUUGUUGGGUUUACAUUUUUUCACUUUCAGUUUUUUUCCUCAUUUUGAUUCCUUUUUUUAAAAUAAGACUGUGAGACCAUCUGCUUUGGUUGUUAUUACAGUUCAGGUUCUUGGAAUUUUUUCUUUAUAGUUUAUUAUUCAUUUAUUUUUGUGUUUCCUCACUUUUAACUGCUUUUAGGGUUAGCCUCAGUUGUGAGUCUGUUGAAUUCAUUUAGUUCAUGUUUUCUGUUGGUGAUGUGAGCUGACUUUGUCCAUUUUGUGUUUUGAUUUCUGUUCAUUUCAUUUCUGUUGGUUUCAUUUUUGUUUGUGCUCAAGGAGUCAGAGCCGGGAGAGCUGAUCUGUGUCAGCUGCUGGCUCGGGGUCUCCCAGACGUCAGCCCUGCUUGACCCUUCCUGGGGGAGCCCUGGAGAGGGAGAGGAAUCCGGAGGAAGAAUCGGAUCCUGCUCCUGCCAUUUUGGUCAAAUUUGUUUUUCUUUUCCAUUUUGAUGAAUUUGUACUUUUUCUAUUUUACUUUGUUUCCUGCCACCAUUCACAUUCAUUUUGUGUUUUCUCAUUUAACAUUUUAUUCCACAGAGCAGUCUCCGUGGUUGGUCUGGUGUAGUUGAUACAGUUCAUGUUUUCUGUUGGUAACGGGAGCAGAGUGAGUUUGUUCAUUUUGUGUUUUGAUUUCUGUUCAUUUGAUUUCUGUCGUUACAUUUUCAUUUGUGCACCACUCGUCUCCCUUCCUGGGAGCCCCGGGAGAGGGAGCAGAAUCCCGAGGCCAGAGUCGCAUCCUGGAUGGGGACUUCAUGGGGCGGGACUGACUGCCGGUCCCCCAAGCCCUCUGUGUCCCCAGUGGCUCCCGCGUCCCUCAGCAGAGCGGGGCAGGAGGUGUCCAUGGCGGCUCCUGGGGCCCGAGCUGAGAAGGCUGUCAGGUGGGACAGGGGCUGUCUGCAUGGGGGCAGGAGAAAGGGUUGUCACUGCGAGAUGGAGCCUGCGGGGGUCUUUCAGCUUUGGCGCCUCUGUCUGCAGGGCAGGGGCAAUGGCAGUGCGGGCCCCUCUGUCCUGUGCACAGGGGCUCUGCUGUCCUGUCUGCGGUGGCUCUACAAGGUUCAAGACCAAAGAAUCCCAGAAACUCGAUCUGCACCAGCAAGAAGACUUCCUGUGGAAGGACCUCUUGGUGGCCAUGGCUCCUGUGCCGGAGGCCCCUGGAUGGAGCUUGUCCCUCUGACCUCUGAAGUGAAAGAGGGUCCUGGGGCCACCAAAGGGUCUACACAGCAGAUGCUGCAGCAGAGCUAUGUCUCUGGUGACCCACGUCUCCACGAUCUUCCACGGGAAGACAGACUCCAAGACUUGCAGCUUCAGAAUCCUUGCCUCUGGGGUCAUCAAGCGUAUAGUGUCCUUCGUCCUCGCUGCCCCAAUGACAGGACAUCAUGGCUUCUCUGGCUGCCCCCAGGUCACCACGAUCGUCCACAGGAAGGUGGACUCCAAGAUGCCCAGCUUGAGAAUGCUAACCUUCCAGAAGAGGUGUUGAAAGGCCCUGGUCCUCGCUGCCCCAAGGACAGGUCCCCAUGGCUACUCUGGCUGCCCCAGGUCAUCAUGAUCAUCCAUUGGAAGACUGAUUCCAAGAUGCCCAGUUUCAGAAUCCUCGCCCUUCCAGAAAAGGGGUUGAAUGUCCCUCGUCCUUGCUACCCCACAGCCAGGACCCCAUGUCUUCUCUGGCUGCCCCCAGGUCAACAGGAUCAUCCGUCCACAGGAAGAUGGACUCCGAGAUGGCCAGCUACAGAAUCCUCGCCCUUUCCAAACAGGUGUUGAAUGUCCCUCAUGCUCGCUGCCCCAAGGACAGGACGCCGUGGCUUCUCUGGCUGCCCCCAGAUCACCACCGGGAAAUGGACUCCGACACCCAGCUUCAGAAUCCUCGCCCUUACAGAAGAGGUGUUGAUGUCCCUCGUCCUCGCUGCCCCAAGGACAGGUCCCCAUGGCUACUCUGGCUGCCCCCAGGUCACCAUGAUCAUCCAUUGGAAGACUGACUCCAAGAUGCCCAGUUUCAGAAUCCUUGCCCAUCCAGAAAAGGUUGAUGUCUCUCAUCCUCGCUGCCCCAAGGACAGGACCCCGUGGCUUCUCUGGCUGCCCCCAGGUCACCAUGAUUGUCCAUCCACAGGAGAUGGAAUCGGAGACGCCCAGCUUCAGAAUGCUCACCCUUCCAGAAGAGGUGUUGAUGUCCCUCGUCCUCACUGCCCAAUGGACAGGACCCCGUGGCUGCUCUGUCCCCGGGGAGCAGCUGCUGCCUGGGAAGAACUUCGUUGCCUCUGUUGGUGCCCAUGGAUUGCCCUGCUCUACUGCCUCUGGGCCUGCAAUGAACAGAUUCAUGAGUUUAACAGAAACCAGUUAGGUGAAUAAAUGGUGGAUGGAGAAUCA
Molecule: messenger RNA, 7285 nt
Organism: Oryctolagus cuniculus (rabbit)
Lineage: Eukaryota; Metazoa; Chordata; Mammalia; Lagomorpha; Leporidae
Source: RefSeq, a predicted model, not a curated record